This is a messenger RNA of Peniophora sp. CBMAI 1063, 1119 nucleotides long. NCBI's taxonomy places the organism in Eukaryota, Fungi, Basidiomycota, Agaricomycetes, Russulales, Peniophoraceae. The record is from the annotation of a GenBank genome assembly.
AUGGCGUCUAACAUUAGCGAUGUGCAGAUCAAGGCAGCUGUCUCGCAAGUACAGACCGUCACCCGCGACAACGUCUUUCCGGUAGUCUUCGAGACUUUCCUGAUGGCUUUGUUCACUACGCUCAUUGCCUACUUCCUCUACCAGCAAUCGAGCCGCUCAUCCUCAUCCAGAGCUAAGACUUCGAUGCUCUAUGUCGCCAUCGGCUCGUAUGUACUCGCGGUAGUGAACUGGGCGAUCGACAUUCAUGUACUCUGGUAUGAGCUCGCGAUGGUGAUCCCCGAGAUGCUUGCCGGUUUCGACGGGAGGGAUCCAUCCUAUUCAACUAUAGUCGCGCUGGAAUAUAUGCAGACGGUGCUGUACACAUGUAUCUUCUCGCUGAGCGAUAUCAUGCUUCUGUGGAGGGCAUACAUCUUGACUAGCCGUCCUCGGUGGCUGCUAUACACCUCUAUAGCGAUCAUCGUCGUUGAAGAUGUGUUCUACAUAGUCAACAUGAUGUCCCAGCUUUACUACUUCCCUUACCUCCCGGCGUCAACGCUCGCAGUAGCCUAUCAACUUAAUGCAUGGGCCGCGCCUGCUACGUUCGCGUUCACAGCGGCCACUCAGAUCUUCGCUUCUGUAAUCAUUGCUUCCCAGAUAUGGUCUUCCUGGGAUGAUCUCAAAGACUUGAUAUUAUUCCGAGACUCGAAGCGCCAGCACUCGCAGCUACUAUUGCUGGUGGUAGAGACAGGCGUCCUGUACUCUCUGCUCUGGAUCUGGGCCACAAUCGCGAUAACACCAUUGUCGCCAUCAGCCGCCUGGGAUACAGCUUCAGUAUGGGUUCCUUACUACCUGGUCCCGAUAUCAUCGAUCUAUCCCGUCGCGAUCGUGGUCAUCGUAUCGUUGAGACACUCUGUGUUCGACCGCGAUGCUCGGAGUGAGUCACGUAUGAAGGUGUCAUUUGGUGGGCUGCAGUACGGGGGACACACGACGGGGAGUACGGAAACGCAAACUACCUCUCUCGCGGUAACCGAUGUAGAACGCGGUGUACCGAGUCUAUUGAAGGCAGACAUCUCUAAACCGAUGCCAGCGGCAGGCAAUGGGGGUUCGCUAUCGUUGGCAGCAAAGGAGAUGUUUCCCUGA